AUGUCACAAGAAUCUAAGACAGUCUAUCAAAAUAGAACAUCAAAUGAAAAUUUUAUCGAACCGUUUAUAAUUGCAAAUAUUGGUACACUACUUGUAGUAGUUAAAGCAGGCGCUCUUGAACUGAAAUUACACGAUAAUGCUGGAAAGCACAUUCAUUCUCCAACAUUUGAUAUGACAUCUUGUAGACGUGGACACGAACUUGUUGUACAAUCUGUUGUUAAACAAGCAACUAAAUUAAGAUUCAUUUAUUACGAUGUACGUACAAGUGUUUCCUUACUUGAAAUACAAUGCAUUAAAUUUAUACGUGUUGUAAAUGGUUUUCGAAAAAAAUGUUCUUGCAGUUUGAAAGUAUUUGAAUCAUUCACUUGUGUAUAA
This is a messenger RNA of Rotaria socialis, 375 nucleotides long. The record is from the annotation of a GenBank genome assembly. NCBI's taxonomy places the organism in Eukaryota, Metazoa, Rotifera, Eurotatoria, Philodinida, Philodinidae.